UGUGAGAUGAGUGAAGAAAAGAGAAAAAAAAGAAAAAAAGAAAACUAGGGCAAAUCAGAAGAAACAGAUCGUCGGAAGGCAAAAAAAAAAAAAAAAAUAGCAGUGCAUGUCGUAGAGGACUACAGGACUUUACUUGGAAGCCGUGACGUGCGUCUGGGCUGCAAGAUAAGGGAGGCGCCGUGUGUGCAACCAUGGGUUUGGAAUUGUUAUUCCCAAAGAGAUGUACGGCAAAUAUUCAAUAUUUGUCGGGCCCGGUCACUUCGCCAAGGUGCGGAAGGAUCACAACCGUGUCUCUCUCAACACAGCCCCCCGAUGCGCGGUCGGCGCCUGCAUAUUUGAGCUUUACUAUUCGGGCUGGGGGUCAGGCUGGGACUGGGGGCUGCGCACAAUUCGGAUCUUUUCACGCUCUCGUUGGCUGAACAAAAAAUCUGGGCUUUCGAAUUGCAGUACCCGGGUACAGCCCCUCACGCGUCUGAUCCCAC
Pyricularia oryzae 70-15 is the source of this 482-nucleotide messenger RNA. RefSeq lists its product as uncharacterized. The transcript has a single exon. The record is from RefSeq and is a predicted model, not a curated record. NCBI's taxonomy places the organism in Eukaryota, Fungi, Ascomycota, Sordariomycetes, Magnaporthales, Pyriculariaceae. Bases 192 to 419 code for a protein of 75 amino acids.